AUUGUAGCAAGACAUAAAUGUAACUAAAUACAGAAAUGAACUUCAGCUUUUAUCACAUCAACAAGCCUCUAAAUAUCAUUUCAUGAAGAAAUGUCUCUGCCUUAUCAUCCUCAUCCUUUCCAAAAAAAGUCCUAAUCAUUAUUUUGAAUGUUACUGCAUUAGGUAAGCAACCAUUGUCUUCCAUUUUGGCCCAUAAGGUCAAUGCUUCAUCAAGUAAACCUUUUUUACAAAGACCAUUUAUCAUAAUAUUAUAACUACAUUCGUUUAAAGGAUAGCCUUUAAUUAAAAGUUCUUGAAAAGUCUCUUGUGCCUCCUCAAGUCUUCCUCCUCUGCACAUUCCAUCAAUAAGUGUGUUCCAGAUGUACAUAUUUGGCAGAAUUCCCUUUUCCAUCAUUGUCUUGAAUAACUCAAAUGUCUGGUCUAGAUGAUAAUUUUUACAGAAAGCAUGUACCAAGCAAUUGUAAGUGAUUACAUUCAGUUGUUGAUUUCUAUCAUGCAUCUCAUCAAUAAGAUCCCAAACAUCAGCUAUUCUUCCAGAUUUGCAUAAACCAUCUAUAAGAGUAGUGUAAGUCACUGUAUCAGGAAUCAUGUUCCUCUUAUGCAUUUUCUGAAAGAGAUUCAUGGCCUCAUCCACUCUUUUACUCUUACAUAAUCCAUUAAUCAUGAUAGUGUAGCUGUAAACAUUAGGAGUUACUCCAAUUUGGGUCAUAACAUUAAAUAUGUGUUUAGCACUUUGCACCUGGUUAACUAAAUACCCAUCCAUCAAAGUGCUAAAGAUAACAAUGCCAGGUUUCACACAAGCUUUUACCAUCACACCUAGCACAUUCUUAGCUUCUUUUAUAUUUCCUUCCUUCCAACAGGUAUAUCAAUAGAAACUGUAAAAUUCAGUGUUUAUGCAGGAAUUAACAUUAGUGACAUCAAUGGAGAGGUUAUGCCAGACCAGCACCAAGUCCGUGAGAGAAGAGGGUGGUUAUGAGGUGAUUAAGAAGGCCAUUGAAAACCUUGGAUUGAGACACAAAGAGCACGUUGCAGCAUAUGGAAAAGGUAAUGAGAGACGUCUAACAGGAAGACAUGAAACUGCAGACAUCAACACCUUCUCUUGGGGUGUGGCAAACCGUGGAAGCAGUAAGAGUUGGAAGAGACACACAGAAACAAGGAUCCUUAUGUAGUCACCUCCAUGAUUGCAGAGACCACAAUCCUCUGGAAACCAUGAACACGUGUUUAGACCACUCAAAGUUGUGUUUCCAAUACCAUUUGAUCCACAAUUUAGUUAUGUCUUCAAGGAAUUGUUGUUUACUGACGUUUUUUAAGCCUCACUGUGUGCUUUGUAUGUUUGAGAAUGAC
Molecule: messenger RNA, 1344 nt
Organism: Vigna angularis (adzuki bean)
Lineage: Eukaryota; Viridiplantae; Streptophyta; Magnoliopsida; Fabales; Fabaceae
Product: glutamine synthetase PR-2-like
Exons: 3
Coding region: 894-1169 (91 amino acids)
Cellular component (GO): cytoplasm
Molecular function (GO): glutamine synthetase activity
Source: RefSeq, a predicted model, not a curated record